GGGUGUCUCAAAACCGCCUGUAACUCCAGCUCCAGGCGAUCCUCUGUCUCUGGCCCCAUAGGAAUCUGCAUUUUCGUGCAUACCCCCCACCUACAUAAUUAAAAAUCAUCUUUAAAGGAAAUUUCGGAAAAGAUUAAACAAAAAUGAGGCAGAGAUUGAAGGAGAAAGGCACCUGAUGUUGACUGCUUCCCACACACACAAAGCUUAGCCGCACACAGACAUAACAUACACCACCGGUAACAAGCGGGGAAACUGAGGCCGAGGAAAAAGUGAGACUGAAUACUAGGGGCGAUAUCCCAAGGCUCAGUAGAAACUGCUGUUUAAAAUCAGAAGAGAUGUACAAAUCGACCCGACCUAAGCAGAGGGGGCGUGGCCUGCGUCGGGGCGUGGCCAAACGGGACAGGCAGCUGGUCCAGCAGACCCUCGGGAGUCGGGCCGUCGGAUGCCAGAGCUGCCGCAGCGGUGACCGUCAUCCUCCUUCAACGCCUUCUCCCUUCAUAAAAGGUCCAUGGCAGACAAAGGCCCGGGGGGCAGUCGCCUCCCCCUCGCGCUGCCUCCCGCCUCCCAGGGCUGCUCGUCGGGGGGCAGCGGCUCCUCGGCGGGGGGCUCAGGCAAUCCGCGGCCUCCCCGGAACCUCCAAGGCCUGCUGCAGAUGGCUAUUACUGCGGGCUCUCAGGAGCCAGACCCCCCGCCGGAACCCAUGAGCGAAGAGAGACGCCAGUGGCUGCAGGAAGCCAUGUCGGCUGCCUUCCGGGGCCAGCGAGAGGAGGUGGAGCAGAUGAAGAGCUGCCUCCGGGUGCUGUCCCAGCCCACACCCCCAACUGCUGGUGAAGCUGAGCUGGCCACUGACCAGCAGGAGCGUGAAGGGGCACUGGAGCUGCUGGCAGACCUGUGUGAGAACAUGGACAAUGCGGCAGACUUCUGCCAGCUGGCAGGCAUGCACCUGCUGGUGGGCCGAUACCUCGAGGCAGGGCCUGCAGGGCUUCGCUGGAGGGCAGCCCAGCUCAUCGGCACAUGCAGUCAGAACGUUGCAGCCAUCCAGGAGCAGGUGUUGGGCCUGGGCGCCCUGCGCAAGCUGCUCCGACUGCUGGACCGGGACUCAUGCGACACGGUACGCGUCAAGGCCCUCUUCGCCAUCUCCUGUCUGGUCCGAGAGCAAGAGGCAGGGUUGCUGCAGUUCCUCCGCCUGGAUGGGUUCUCCGUGCUCAUGCGGGCCAUGCAGCAGCAAGUGCAGAAGCUGAAGGUCAAGUCAGCCUUCCUGCUGCAGAACCUGCUGGUGGGCCACCCCGAACACAAAGGAACCCUCUGCUCUAUGGGGAUGGUCCAGCAGCUGGUGGCCCUCGUGAGGACAGAACACAGCCCUUUCCAUGAGCACGUGCUUGGAGCCCUGUGCAGCCUUGUGACAGACUUUCCCCAGGGCGUGCGUGAGUGCCGGGAGCCUGAGCUGGGCCUGGAGGAGCUGCUCCGUCACCGCUGCCAGCUGCUGCAGAAGCAUGAGGAGUACCAGGAGGAGCUGGAGUUCUGUGAAAAGCUGUUACAGACCUGUUUCUCCAGCCCUACGGACGACAGCAUGGAUCGAUGAGACCAGGUGGCUUCUUGCAUUCUCUCCGUGGGGACCCCAGGCUUCCUGCCUCCCUCCUUACCAGGCGCCCUCUCCCAAGGGAUUGCCAGGCCUUGUUCUGGCCUGGGCCUGGGCCUGGGCCUGCUAGCCGGUCUCUGAGCAGCCCCCUGGAGGGGGUGCCGAGAAAGGUGCUGGCCCCUUGGACCCCUCCCUUGCUUUCUGUUCCUUUCUUCUCAUGUCCACACUGCUCUUCCAAUAAAAGCAUUUCUCCCGUGACUCCCCCCCCCCCCUGUACUCUUUCCUUUUGUUUUUUGCAAGGUUCUUAGGGAAGGCAGGAGGGGCUUCCAUAAGCUUAGACUGGGGGGGUCACUAAAGGGAUAAUAAAAGUUGCUCUGAUCAUCAGAA
Messenger RNA from Onychomys torridus (southern grasshopper mouse), 1966 nucleotides. It is a transcript of the gene Hspbp1, whose product is annotated as HSPA (Hsp70) binding protein 1. The record is from RefSeq and is a predicted model, not a curated record. Lineage: Eukaryota; Metazoa; Chordata; Mammalia; Rodentia; Cricetidae. The coding region runs from base 509 to 1582 and encodes 357 amino acids. The transcript is spliced from 8 exons.